AUGAAGACAAUGAGGAGCUCGUGGAACUCUGUCGGAAGACAUUGUCUCCGCCAGAAGAGCACUCCUUUCACGAACCAGAGCAGAUCAUGCACGAGCAGUUUGGGAGGCCUGCGGAAGCUACUCAGGGUAUCCGAAGAAGUUGAGGACGCUCUAGCUACCAACAAGCCCGUGGUAGCGCUCGAGUCUACAAUAUAUACUCAUGGAGCGUUGGGCGAUGACCUCGACUUAGAGGGUAUCGUGCGUCGCAAUGGUGGAGUACCGGCUGUUUGUGGUAUCUUGGAGGGUGUUCCAACUGUUGGUCUUCUACCUGAAGAAAUCACUCACAUGAUCGAGAACUCGCCGCGAAAGGUGUCCAGAAGAGAUAUUGCUUUCCUCACCGGCAUGGGCAUGAUGGGAAACAAGAUCAACGGAGGCACAACUAUAGCUGGUACCAUGAUUCUGGGUAGGCUUGCUGGGAUCCGGGUUUUCGGUACAGGUGGUCUUGGAGGCGUUCAUCGAGGCGGGCACGAUACGCUAGACAUCUCGGCUGAUCUGACAGAACUUGGUCGCACCAGAAUGGCUGUUGUCAGCAGUGGGUGUAAGGGCUUCCUAGACAUACCGAGAACGCUUGAAUAUCUUGAGACACAAGGCGUCCUCGUAUCAACUUUUGCAGAUGGCCGAGCUGGCAAGGUCGAUUUCCCAGCCUUUUGGGCUCGGGAUAGCGGCGUUAAGAGCCCGUCGAUUGUACAGAGUGAAGAGGAGGCAGCAGCCAUGAUCCUGGCACAAGAGACCUUGGGACUUGAAUCGGGCUUGCUGUUUGCGAACCCAAUUCCAGAAAAGUCCUCUAUUCCGACAGACGAGAUGAACAAGGUCAUUGAACAGGCCGUCCGCGAGUCACUGGAACAAGGGGCUUCGGGCAGCGAGAACACUCCUUUCAUCCUCACGCGAAUCCGAGAGCUUACGAAUGGCCGCAGCGUGCCUGCUAAUGUGGCACUUGUCCAGGCCAAUGUGGAGCGCGCUGCAAAGAUAGCAGUUGCGGUCUCUCAGAUGAUUUCAGGGGACAUAGCGAUACCCACAGAGGCAGCAGAUAUUAUGGUAGCUGGUUCCGUUGCGAUAGACCUAAACUGCGACUAUGCUGGGCCCAACAGUGCGACCAACCCAACUCCCCAACUCAAGACGUCAAACCCCGCCCGCAUCAGUCAAUCCAUAGGCGGCGUGGGUCGCAAUGUAGCACUGGCUGCACACAAGGUCAGAGGUGACAUGACUGUCAGACUCUGUAGUAUGGUCGGCAAUGAUAUAGCUGGCUCGACCGUUUUGGCUUCCCUCAACGCUGCAGGCAUGAGCACGCAAUCUGUCAGGAAAAUUAGCGAAGCAUCUGGUAGAACAGCACAGUAUGUCGCCGUGAACGAUGCAAAUAAGGGUCUCGUGAUGGCCAUGGCUGAUAUGGAUCUAUUUACAACUCAUUCUUUCCCGUCCGAGUGGAACGCUGAAGUGGCCACAGCCAAGCCCAAGUGGCUCAUUGUUGAUGGCAACUGGUCAGAACAGAGCAUAAGAUCAUGGAUACGAGCUGGCAAGCGGAAUGGCUCGCAGGUGGCUUUCGAGCCCGUCUCUAAUGCCAAGUCAGCUCGUCUGUUCUGCCGUGCCAAGAACCUGGAGCAGCUAGGGAUAUACCCUAAACACAGCGUCGACUUGGCUACGCCAAACCAGUACGAGCUGGCAGCGAUGCAUGCUGCGGCACAAGAGAACGGGUACCUCGAAGAUCAGCAUUGGUGGGAGGUGAUUGAUGCUCUUGGAAUGACGGGUGCAAGGGACCGAUUCGUGAGGAUGACUUCGGCGGCCAUGACGGAUGCUGGUAUCCCACAACAAGCGAUUCAGCUGCUACCUUACAUUCCAACAAUUAUCACGAAGCUAGGAGAUCAGGGUGCCUUGUUGGCAACGAUCCUUCGGAAGGACGAUCCCCGACUGAUGGACAUGGCUUUCGAGCCUUUCAUAUUGUCCAGGUCCUUCCACAAUCACCCGGAUAUUGGAGGCGUCUACCUGAGGCUAUUUCCAGUUGCCGAGAUGGUGCAAGAUGUCGUCUCUGUAAACGGCGUUGGCGAUACCUUCUUAGGGGUUCUCGUUGCUGGUCUCGCUCAGGGAGGAAAUAUUGAGGAUCUGAUGCAUGUGGCGCAAAAGGGGGCAAUCAUGACACUGAGAAGCUCUGAGUCAAUGCCCCCCAAGCAGAACAAGGAAGUGCCCGACGAGGACGACUUUGCCUCUUUCUCCGAGCAUGACGACUCAUCAGACUACGAGAGCGGAGAGGAACCACAAGUCCCCAAGAAGCCUCAGCGAAAUCCAGUCCUCGAGAAGGACUCCGACGAAGAAGAGCUCGAGCGUUUGGUUCUAGGCGACAGCUCCAACUUCCGCGAAAACCUGUUCAAGGGAGACUACCAAGAAGACAUUGGCUCCGACUUUGAAGGCUAUGCAGAGGAGGCUGAUCAGGAUGGCGACGACAAUGUCGAGGAUCUGGACGACGCGCAGUUGUUCUUCCUUGAUGCGCCGCCCGCCGGUAACAAGGACCUGGUAGUGACACCCACCAGUGUCCUGGCUGCUUCGCAGAAGGACCAAAAGAAUGCGCCCGCCUGGGAAGACAGCGAUGACGAGCGGCUGACCGUGUCCCUUGCCAGCGCCACUCAGCUGCGAAAGCUACGUAUCACUGAAGAGGACGACGUCGUGACUGGUACGGAAUAUACCAGGAGGUUACGGCAACAAUACCUGCGACUCAACCCUGUUCCUGCUUGGGCAAAGGAGGCAGAGGAGCGUCCGGCCAAGCGUCGCCGGAGGUCCUCUGCUGCAUCCGACGACUCCCAGGCCUCCGAUGUCAGCGGUAGCGAUGACGAGGCGUCUGCUCUGCCACUUGACAAAUUCCUGCGAGAUGCCACUUCGCUCAGCGAGGACGGCACCAAGUCGAAGAAGCUACGCCCUGAGGUUAUCGACAUACAAAGAUCUAGAGAUAUGGCCGAUAGCCACAAGGAUGAAGUCACGUCGCUUUGCUUCCAUCCUGAAUACCCCGUGCUCCUAUCAGCCAGCACUUCAACGCUGCUCUAUCUUCACCACAUUGCGCCCACCGCUCAUCCCACACCAAACCCGCUCUUGACCUCUGUGCAAAUCAAGCAAGUUCCAGUCAGGCAUGCUGAGUUCCUCUUCCCGAGCGGUGACAAGAUAUUCUUUGCUGGUCGGCGGCGAUUCAUUCACUCCUGGGACCUGCCGACAGGUGUGAUCCAAAAGACUCAAAAACUUCAGGGACAUAACUUGGAGCAAAGAACAUGGGAGCGCUUCAACCUUAGUCCAUGUGGGCGCUGGCUAGGAAUGAUUGCCUCCACACGGAAAGGAGGCGGUGAAAUCAACAUUGUCAAUGUCAAUACUAUGCAAUGGAUUGCUGCUGCCCGCUUAGACAGCCGAGGAGGUAUCGCAGAUUUCCAGUGGUGGAGCAACGGCAACGGUUUGACAGUCCUUGGAAAGGGAGGCCAAGUCGGCGAGUGGAGCAUGGCUACCAAACGGUUCCUGGCCAUAUGGAACGACGAAGGCUCAAUAGGCGGCACCGUCAUUGCGCUGGGUGGGCGCAAUGGGCCCAAGGUCCUGGGUGGCCACAAGUGGGUGGCCAUCGGAUCCAACAGCGGCGUAAUGAACGUCUACAACCGGGACGACUUGAUUCUGCCCACGGGUGACGAUGAGUUGGAGAUCAAGGAGCGACCCGAACCUGCGCGAAGGUUCGAGCAGAUGACAACGCCCAUCACAUUCUUGAAGUUCAGCCCUGACGGGCAGAUCUUGGCUUUCGGAAGCACGCACAAGAAGGAUGCUCUACGGCUGGCACACUUGCCCAGCUGUACGGUCUACAGGAAUUGGCCUACUGCGCAAACGCCUCUCGGACGAAUUACAGCCAUUGCGUUUGGUAGCAAGAGUGAUACGCUGGCAGUCGGCAAUGAUACCGGGAAGAUUAGAUUAUGGGAGAUUAGGAGCUAG
Truncatella angustata is the source of this 3981-nucleotide messenger RNA. RefSeq names its product Indigoidine synthase A like protein-domain-containing protein. Bases 1 to 3981 code for a protein of 1326 amino acids. The transcript has 6 exons. Gene Ontology annotation, molecular function: protein binding; pseudouridylate synthase activity. Lineage: Eukaryota; Fungi; Ascomycota; Sordariomycetes; Amphisphaeriales; Sporocadaceae. The record is from RefSeq and is a predicted model, not a curated record.